This is a messenger RNA of Ctenocephalides felis (cat flea), 405 nucleotides long. RefSeq names its product zinc finger protein 35-like. The transcript has a single exon. Bases 1 to 405 code for a protein of 134 amino acids. NCBI's taxonomy places the organism in Eukaryota, Metazoa, Arthropoda, Insecta, Siphonaptera, Pulicidae. Gene Ontology annotation, cellular component: nucleus. The record is from RefSeq and is a predicted model, not a curated record.
AUGGACGUGUUACUAGAGAAACCAAUUAAAACUGAGCCCCUUGAAUAUUCCAUAGAAGAAAUUGAAGAUGACGAAAUUUCUGUCAAACAAGAACUAAAUGAUAAUGAUGAAACAUUUCCCGAACAAUCUACACAACCUGCAUCCACAAUCAAACAAGAACCAACCGAGAAUCAUUUACCAAAACCUUUUACAUGUGACAUUUGUCACAAAGUAUUCGCAAAACUAAAAAACCUCAAAAUCCACGAAGUCAUUCACAGUGGUCUCAAAAAUUUCAAAUGCACAAUCUGCGACAAAGCAUUUUCCCAAUCUGCAAACCUAACAGUCCACCUCAGGAUCCACAGAGGCGACAAGCGUUUAUGUAUGCAAAACCUGCAACCAAAGGCUUCACCCUCCGAGCAACCUUAA